Photinus pyralis (common eastern firefly) is the source of this 3120-nucleotide messenger RNA. Its product is annotated as glycine dehydrogenase (decarboxylating), mitochondrial-like. Bases 88 to 3042 code for a protein of 984 amino acids. NCBI's taxonomy places the organism in Eukaryota, Metazoa, Arthropoda, Insecta, Coleoptera, Lampyridae. Gene Ontology annotation, molecular function: glycine binding; pyridoxal phosphate binding; glycine dehydrogenase (decarboxylating) activity. Gene Ontology annotation, biological process: glycine decarboxylation via glycine cleavage system. The transcript is spliced from 3 exons. Gene Ontology annotation, cellular component: glycine cleavage complex; mitochondrion. The record is from RefSeq and is a predicted model, not a curated record.
UUCAAUAAUUGCUGUGACGAUAAGCAAACAAUUUAAUAACAAUUUAAUGUGUAACGUUUGAUACACUUCGUUCCAUCGCCACACACGAUGCUUAGGGUAGCGCUAAGAAGAAAGUUUAUUUCAAGUUUGCAGUGCGCUCGGGCGUACACAUCAACCGUAAAAACUGAAGAGGCCCUUUUUCCACACAAAGAUGAAUUCCCAAGCAGACAUAUCGGACCACGUGACAGGGACAUUAUUACAAUGCUGGACGCUUUGGGAUUCAAGAGCCUCGACGAGCUUACCGAUAAGGCGGUUCCGAAAAGUAUAAGACUGCAAAAGCCUCUCGAUAUUGAAGAACCGGUUGGUGAGUACGAGUUGAUCAAUAGAAUUAGAGGAAUCGCCGAGAAGAACCAAAUAUGGCGCUCUUACGUCGGAAUGGGCUAUCACAAUUGCUGCGUACCGCAUACCAUCAUGCGAAAUAUCUUCGAAAACCCAGGUUGGACGACGCAGUAUACGCCGUAUCAACCCGAAGUCGCUCAAGGCCGAUUGGAAGGACUUCUAAAUUAUCAAACUAUGGUCGCGGAGUUGACUGGGUUGGAGGUAGCAAAUGCGUCACUUUUGGACGAAGGAACUGCAGCAGCUGAAGCCCUCUCACUUUGUUUUAGGCACAACAAGAGGCGAAAACUCUUGGUUUCGAAUAAAGUGCACCCGCAAACAAUAUCGGUCGUUGAAACGCGACUGUCUUCUCUUGAUUUGACGGUGGAGGUUGUGGAUGUGUUUGAUGCGGACUUUUCAAACAGAGACAUCGCUGGUGUACUAUUUCAGUAUCCUGACACCGAGGGAAAUGUGCUAGAUUUCAGUGCGAUAUCAGAAGCGGCACAUUCUCAUGGAACUUUAGUUUGUUGCGCAACUGACCUGUUAAGCUUAACGCUGUUGAGACCUCCAUCGGAAUUUGGGGCGGAUAUCGCCGUCGGUACUUCACAAAGACUCGGCGUUCCUUUGGGUUACGGCGGUCCCCACGCUGGAUUCUUUGCUUGUAACCAAUCUCUUGUAAGAUUAAUGCCCGGAAGAAUGAUAGGUGUUACAAGAGACGCGGCUGGACGCGACGGGUACAGACUUGCACUUCAAACGCGUGAGCAACACAUUCGAAGAGAUAAGGCUACCAGUAAUAUUUGUACCGCUCAAGCGCUACUGGCCAACAUGUCUGCAAUGUUUGCCGUGUACCACGGUCCGCAAGGUCUGAAAGAUAUCGCAACAAAGAUUCACAACAUGACAUUGGUUAUCGCCCAUGGAUUGACUCAAGAUGGUAACACACUAACUCAUAACUUGUUUUUCGACACCAUUAGAAUUAUGCCAAAGGAUGGAGUGGACGAAGUUAGACAACGCGCGAACGAAAAGAAGAUAAACUUCCGAUACUACGAGGAUGGUGGUGUCGGUGUGGCAUUGGACGAAACUGUUACUCUAAGUGACCUCAAUGACAUCUUCUAUGUUUUUGGAAGUAAGGCAACCGCAGAGUCGAUUAUAGAAAAAUCAGACGUUCGCAACUUAUCAAUUCCGCGCAGUGAAUUUAAGAGAACUUCACCUUAUCUCACUCAUCCUGUGUUUAACUCCCACCACUCGGAGACUCGCCUCGUUCGCUACAUGAAAACUUUAGAAAACAAAGAUAUUUCUUUGGUGCAUUCAAUGAUUCCUCUGGGAUCAUGCACGAUGAAGCUAAAUUCCACAACAGAGAUGAUGCCUUGUUCGUUUAAGCACUUUACGGAUAUUCAUCCGUUUGCGCCGUUAGAUCAAUCGUUAGGAUAUCAGCAGCUUUUCGCGGAACUCGAACGAGAUUUGUGUACGAUCACUGGGUACGAUCGGAUCAGUUUCCAACCGAACAGCGGCGCUCAAGGCGAAUACGCUGGUUUGCGUGCCAUUCAGUGUUACCAUGAGGCUCGAGGCGACAAGCAUCGGGAUGUUUGUCUAAUUCCAGUCAGCGCUCACGGGACAAAUCCAGCCAGUGCCCAAAUGGCGGGAAUGCGCGUGGAACCGGUGAAAGUUAAGCAAGACGGUUCAAUUGACAUGGAAGAUCUCAUAUCGAAAGCUGAAAAAUACCGCAACCGAUUGUCGUGCCUUAUGAUCACGUACCCGUCGACAAACGGCGUAUUUGAGGAGACAGUUGCGAAUGUCUGCGACAUAAUUCACAAGAAUGGCGGACAGGUUUAUUUGGAUGGGGCGAAUAUGAAUGCGCAGGUGGGUUUGUGCAGACCCGGAGACUACGGUAGCGAUGUUUCCCAUUUGAAUUUGCAUAAAACGUUUUGCAUUCCACACGGUGGCGGAGGACCGGGCAUGGGACCGAUCGGAGUUAAGCAGCACCUGGCUCCUUUCUUACCAGGUCAUCCAGUUGUGUCGAUGGGAGGUACCAGGUCAGGUUUGGGAGCUGUUAGUGCCGCGCCGUUUGGUUCUUCCGCAAUUUUGCCUAUAUCCUGGGCGUAUAUAAAAAUGAUGGGUGCACGUGGACUCAGAAAAGCGACACAAGUGGCCAUUUUGAACGCAAAUUAUAUGUCAAAACUGUUGGAACCUCAUUACCAAACUCUCUUCAAGAGUGAAACGUCAGGCUUGGUGGCUCACGAGUUCAUAAUCGACGUUCGCGAAUUCAAGAAGACUGCCAAUAUUGAAGCUGCCGAUUUAGCGAAACGUUUAAUGGAUUACGGUUUCCACGCGCCUACGAUGUCGUGGCCGGUAGCUGGAACUCUCAUGAUUGAACCUACAGAGUCGGAGGACAAGCAGGAGUUAGAUCGAUUCUGUGAGGCUUUAAUAUGUAUUAGACAAGAAAUUCGGGACAUUGAAGAAGGUAAAUUGGAUAUAAGGGUAAAUCCAUUGAAGAUGGCGCCUCAUACACAAGGACAGGUAAUUAGCAGUUCCUGGGAGCGUCCCUACACUAGAGAACAAGCCGCGUUCCCCGCAGCAUUUGUUGUUCCUGAAACCAAAAUUUGGCCAACAGUCGCAAGAAUUGACGACAUUUACGGAGACAAGCACUUAGUCUGCACCUGUCCGCCGAUAUUGCCAGAGUACAACUACUAAAAAUCAAGAAAACAGUAUUUAUUGAAUUAACGUACUUUGUUAACAAGUUAUUAAAGAAAUAUAUAUUAUUUGCAUUUC